Molecule: messenger RNA, 5093 nt
Organism: Engraulis encrasicolus (European anchovy)
Lineage: Eukaryota; Metazoa; Chordata; Actinopteri; Clupeiformes; Engraulidae
Gene: flot1a
Product: flotillin 1a
Exons: 13
Coding region: 149-1420 (423 amino acids)
Biological process (GO): regulation of receptor internalization; positive regulation of endocytosis; positive regulation of cell-cell adhesion mediated by cadherin
Cellular component (GO): plasma membrane; cytoplasmic vesicle; flotillin complex
Source: RefSeq, a predicted model, not a curated record
UGCCUACAAUUUUCCCGUCACUGGGGUCUGGAUCGUGCAUCAGUUUCUGGCGACUAAGGAGCUCUCAAAAUAAUCAGAGGAAAAACAACCACCUUCGGUUCUACAGACGUCAAGGAAAACCCAUCGACUGCUCUACUUCUCUUUCAAGAUGUUCUAUGUAUGUGGCCCCAAUGAGGCGAUGGUGGUGUCAGGCUUCUGUCGUUCUCCACCUCUCAUGAUUUCCGGAGGACGAGUGUUUGUGUUUCCCUGCGUACAGCAGAUCCAGAGGAUCUCCCUGAACACUCUGACUUUGAAUGUGAAGAGUGAUAAAGUCUACACACGCCAUGGAGUGCCCAUCUCCGUCACUGGAAUCGCACAGGUGAAGAUCCAGGGGCAGAACAAGCAGAUGCUGGCCGCUGCGUGCCAGAUGUUCCUGGGCAAGUCGGAGGGGGAGAUCGCCCACAUCGCCCUGGAGACGCUGGAGGGCCACCAGCGUGCCAUCAUCGCCCACCUGACCGUGGAGGAGAUCUAUAAGGACCGUAAGAAGUUCUCGGAGGAGGUGUUCAAGGUGUCCUCCUCUGACCUGGUCAACAUGGGCAUCAGUGUGGUCAGCUACACCCUUAAAGACGUGCACGACGAUCAGGAAUACCUCCACUCGCUGGGCAAAGCCCGUACUGCACAGGUGCAGAAGGAUGCUCGUAUUGGAGAGGCCCUGAACAAACGGGAUGCUGUGAUAAGAGAAGCCCAUGCUAUGCAGGAGAAGGUCUCUGCGCAGUAUGUGAAUGAGAUCCAGAUGGCCAAAGCCCAGCGGGACUACGAGCUGAAGAAGGCCUCCUACGACAUCGAGGUCAACACCAAGAAGGCAGAGUCGGAGAUGGCCUACCAGCUGCAGGUGGCGAAGACCAAGCAGAGUAUCGAGGAGGAGAAGAUGCAGGUGCAGGUGGUGGAGCGCACCCAGCAGAUCAUGCUGCAGGAGCAGGAGAUCCUGAGGAGGGAGAGGGAGCUGGAGGCCAAGGUCAAGAAGCCAGCGGAGGCCGAGAGAUACCGCCUGGAGAAACUGGCCGAGGCACAGCGGCUGCAGCUCAUCAUGGAGGCUGAGGCUGAAGCUGAGGCCAUCAGGGUGAGGGGCGAGGCGGAGGCGUUUGCAGUGGAGGCCAAGGGGCGUGCGGAGGCCGAGCAGAUGGCCAAGAAGGCCGAGGCCUUCCAGGAGUACCAGGAGGGGGCCAUGGUGGACAUGCUGCUGGAGAAACUGCCACUGAUGGCGGAGGAGAUCAGCAAGCCCCUGGCGGCGGCCAAUAAGAUUACCAUGGUUUCCAGCGGCGGCUCGGAGGUGGGCGCGGCCAAGCUGACUGGAGAGGUGCUGGACAUCAUGACCAGGCUGCCCGAGACCAUCGAGAAGCUCACCGGAGUCACUAUCUCACAGGUGGCUCGCACUGGUUAAGAGGACUCAGCCCAUGCAGCGCAGGCAGGCAGUCUACAGCCACUGCAUACGCUUAAGUCGAGAUAUUGGCCCCUCUCUCUCUCUCUCUCUCUCUCUCUCUCUCUCUCUCUCUCUCUCUCUCUCUCUCUCUCUUUCUCGCCCUCCCUUCUCUACCUCUCUUUUUUCUUUUUGACCAUCUCUUUCCCUGUCUCGUCUUGUGUCUUCCCUGUGUCACCACUUGUUUCAUGUUCUCUCCAUUUCAGCCUCUUCUCUUCUCUUCUCUUCUCUUCUCUUCUCUUCUCUUCUCUUCUCUUCUCUUCUCUUCUCUUCUCUUCUCUUCUCUUCUCUUCGCUCGGCAUGCUUCUGUGUUUGCCUUUCUUUGACUUGGCACAGGUAGGCAGUUUCUGGGGAGAUUUGAUCAACUGUGCUCUAAUCAGUAAACCAAUUAAGGCGAGCUUGCACUAGGUAGACAUGGCUGCGACUUAAUACUUAUUUUUUUCAUAUAAAUGGUACUGUCGAGCAUCUUGUGUGCAAUUCCACUGUAUAUACUGUAUUCUGUGUGUUAAGCAGUCAUGCUUGUUGUGAUGGCUCAUGAGGUAUUCAUGUGAAAUACAGAUAAGACCAAGAAAGGGGCAAAGAAAGGAAAACAAUAGUAGGUGUAAUACAAUGUCACUCUGUGGAAACACAAAGAGUAAUGGAGACGUUAUAAAAUGAGAUGGACUACAGGAAAGUUGUUUUUGAAAGAGCCAUGCACAAUAACGCUUUACAUAUGUAGAACUACUUGAAGUAGACAUUACUAUACAACAUUUUAUUUUUUAAAAAGUCAUUUUGAUUUCCGCCAUGGUGGCUUGGUCAAUGGGUGGUCUUUGUGAAGGCGUACAGUAUGUAGAUGAAGGAUUUAAAUGAGUUAUUGUCAAAUCACUAUAGAACUCCUCUCCCCAGAAAAGAGAACGCUACCUCGCCAAAUCACCUGUUUCUUUGUGUCAAAAGUGUCAAUUUGUGUGUAUUGAUGUCUUCUGUGGUUACCCUCUUCUGAGAUGCUGGCACUGAGGUGACGUCACCCGUCGUGAGCUCACCAUUCUUGCUCAGCCAGUGUUAGAGCUACAUUAUCUGAGAACAACUUCUGAGAACAUAAGUGGGAAUACGGGCCAGUGUGUGUCACGCUGGGCAUCCCAAAUGCUUAAAGAAGGAAAGUUAAAUUACAUAACAAAAAUAUUACAAAUAUUAAGAAAAAACACUUAAAACAUUAAUUGUAGCUCUGAUUUAAAACAAAAUCAAUAUAUAAAGAAAAAAAUAUCUAAAAGAUGUUGAAGCUGCAAGUCCUCAAAACUGACUGAAAGUAAGACGAUGUGCCAGUAGUCUCACUAUCACGUACUGUAUGUGUGCUCCUCCCUACUAACCCUCAUUCCCAUUGGAACUGCCUUGAUGUCCACUUAUACUAGCUGCCAAACCAGAAGUGCAUCUUAAAACAAGACCGUCUCAUGCAAUCUCGCAGUGUGAAUCUUCCACAUGGUACUCUUAAAAUCUUAUUUCUUAAAGGGAGAAAUGAUUAUCGCAUAAUGUGGGUGAUGUUCAGAUUUUACUGUUGCUUGACCAAAUUCAAUUGCUGUAUGCCUCCACACUGCGACUGAACAUGAUUCCCGGUCAUUAUUGUCAAAGUUGAAGUAGUUGAUAGGAAGUUACAUUUCAGGGAGUCCAGACAUUUAACAUGUGAUAUUUGCAACCACUACAACUGUUUGAUCAUCGUAGAUGUGUUAUUUAACGGGCAAGUAUUUAUUUCACCUCAUGUUAUUUAUUUAGUGUUUCACAAUUGUAUUUAAUGCACUCUAAUUAUUUGUCUUAUUACUGAUCACAUAAUCAUUCUCUGGCCAGAAAUGUAGCAGAUUGUGUUUGUUUGUUUUUCACAGAAAAUUAAAUGUUCUCCUCAUUAUGAAGUUGGGCAAUGCUCUCUACAGGGAUGUCAAACUCAGGCCUAAGGGCCAAAUCUGGCCCACAUAGUCAUUUUAUUUGGCCUGCGAGAUAAUUUCAUUAUUAUAGUUGGCCCACAUACACCAUUAAUGUAUAGCGUAACAGGACUUGAAUGUGAACUUUGAUAUGUCACAGGAAUGUGAGUGGGUCCAUGUCAAUGAAUUCACACUCAUAAGCAACACAAUAUCGGCAGGCACAUUUGACCUACCACAUAUGAUAGGAAAGAGCAUGUGAAAUUUAACUCCGAGUAGCCUAUUAAGUGAAUGCAUACAUCAUUUCAGUCCAUUUUUUAAGAUUACAUAUUGAGUUCGGCCCGCGACUUUGUGCCAGAUUUUGACUUUGGCCUUCAGUCAAGUUGAGUUUGACACCUCUGCUGUAUGAUGACUCUCUAACCUGUUGAUAUGAGGGAAGUUUUUUGGUCUGGUUGAAGCAAGUUUACCAAAUAGAAAAAUACUUCACAAAUAUUUUAAUGUUGAAAAGCAUACUAAAAGCUUAAUGAAAUGAAGGGAAGUACUGUAUCUUUUAAAGAGUUGUAAUGAUUACAGUAGGUAGGAAAGAAACUAUUAAUAUUGGGUCAUUACUUUUCUUACUCCUUGCAUUACUCGUCUUGAGUCUUGAGUCAUUGUCACUGCUUAUGUAUUUUACUGUGACUACUACAGUACUGAAGCGUUUGUGUUAAGAAAUCAAAAAAGUGGAUUUGCUUUCUGCCGUCCUGUGCGCUGGUUUUUAGCUGGUUUCAGUCGUUAUUCUCUGCGUGUUUGUCCAAGAGUCAUGCUCUUCCUCAAACCAAACAUUUGCCAUACCAUCUGCUCACAGACACCUCCGUCUCUGGGUGGCCAUUUGGUUUCCAUGCCAACAGAUUGCGUGGCUGGCAGGGCGUAUUGAACUGCUAAUGGAGGAAACCAGAUGCACAUUAUUUGCGCGCACGCACACACACACACACGCUCACACACACGCUUUUGCUGAUGAUGUGAAUGGCUUGUUGUGCAUGCUUCACAAGUGCAGCUAUUGAAAGAGUCACUGUCCUUAUCUUCCUUUGUUUGAAUAAUUUAAAUUGUUAUAUAUUUUGAUCCUAAGCUCUUGUUUUGGGAAAUAUGUAUUGAAGCUGGAGUGUAGUCACGCUUUAGAAGUGUGUCUGUAUUAGAACCAGUGGUUUUGUUUUGUUUUAUGUAAUGUGUGAUAUAGUAUGAAGGUAUGCCGACACAGUUGACCUCAUCAGUCCAAUCAAUACGAUUUGUUUAGAUUUUUUUGGCCGUCAAGUACCUCAAGACAUUCAGACUUGUCACACACAGAUCAUGUGUUUUAUCAGAAUUACAGUUUAUUCACUAACAAUAUUUUACAUUGUAUACAGCUAUUUAACUCCAUUGCAUCAUACCCUAAAAAGAAAUCUCUUAUUAUCCAUUGUUUACAUUUCUAGACAUUAGCCACGACUGAACUACCAAAUGGGGAAAAAAACAUCUGUUGACACAAGUCCAGGGAGUGUAGGUCUCUAGACCUAACGGUUGUAUGUUAGAAUAGGAGUAGUCUUCUCUGUGCUGACCAUUUCCUGAUAUAUUAUAUUACGUAUCGAUUUGCCACUGUCUGUAACAGAGAUUGUUAAAGUACGGUAGGAACUGAGGUAAUCCGGUAGAUUUCCAGUUUGUUGUUAGUGCACUGACUGUACUGAUGAACUAUUUUGUAGAAAAUUUGCUAUUCUCUUCAACUGCAUAAAGAUAAUUAUGGAAUC